AUGUCAGCGGCAUCAUUUGUUUAUUUCCUUCGCAUCAAAACGGCAUCACUGUUUUUCAUGUUGGCAGUGAUUUCCUUGUCGAUCUCCCUCACCUUUUCACAACCAAUACAAGUUCAACAUAGACUUCAACCACACUACGAUAGAUUAAAUAAUAAACUUUAUUAUUCGAAAAUUGACAAUGAUAAUAAUAACAACGACAACGAAAACAAUAAUAAUAGAGAUCAUAAUGAUAACAGUGGUAGCAAUAAUUUAAAUCCAUGUGGAUAUUGCAAGAAUGGAUACUUUUGUUUAUCAAUUGAAGAAUCUUCUUCUUGUAUACCAACAGCAAACGACGGUAUCUUUGAUGGAACUAUUGUAAACAAUCUUAAAAACACAAUCAAAGCAGUGGUAUUCAGUUUAUCGACUGAUGAUUCAAGACCGAUUGAAUUAACCAAUGUUUAUAAUGCUACUUUUGUUGAGGAGUCGAACCAAUUGGUGAUCCCCGACUAUGACGUCAUCUACUAUGGCGAAAACUUUAUUUAUGGGUAUGAUCUUAAGCCAACAAUCAAUCUUAAUCUUAAUCUAAGAUCAAGAAAGUUACUAACAAUCUCUUGA
Heterostelium album PN500 is the source of this 594-nucleotide messenger RNA. RefSeq lists its product as uncharacterized. Lineage: Eukaryota; Evosea; Eumycetozoa; Acytosteliales; Acytosteliaceae. The transcript has 2 exons. The record is from RefSeq and is a predicted model, not a curated record. Bases 1 to 594 code for a protein of 197 amino acids.